Chaetomium globosum CBS 148.51 is the source of this 1389-nucleotide messenger RNA. RefSeq lists its product as uncharacterized. The record is from RefSeq and is a predicted model, not a curated record. The coding region runs from base 1 to 1389 and encodes 462 amino acids. The transcript is spliced from 3 exons. NCBI's taxonomy places the organism in Eukaryota, Fungi, Ascomycota, Sordariomycetes, Sordariales, Chaetomiaceae.
AUGGGCGAGAAAACCCGCUUCCAAAUGCUGAUGCGGCCGCGGCCACGAUCACGACAAAACCGCCGCCAGCUACGCCAGGCCACCCUGCUCCUCGGCGGCGCCCUGACGCUCUACUGCUUCCUGUUCGUCUGGAGGACACCCCAGCCGGCGUCGGCGUCGGCGCGCGCAGGGAAGCCGUCGCUGCCGCCGGAGGUGCUGAAUAACCUGUCGCUGGACGAGGGGCAGUGUAAUGCCUAUUUCCCGGGGCUCACGAAGGAGAUUGAUGAUGUGGUGGCUGAGGGCCCGUUUCCGGUGAAGCAGACGGGUGAUAUGGGGCCGUUGCAGGGGCGGAUUAAGGAUGGACAGAUACACAUCAUCCACGCGCAGCGCAAGUCGGAUCUUUCACAGGAGAUGCUGAACUCACGAACGGCCUCGCUGCACCAGCUCCACCGCGCGCUGCUCACCUCACCAACGCCGCUCCCGGACACCAUCUUCACGCUCAACUUCCAAGACCAGCCGUUCGGGACGGCGUGGGCGUACUCGCGGCACGCGGACCCGCAGUUCGUGUCCAAAAAGGACGGCCACGCGCGCACCUUUCUGAUGCCGCACUUUUCCUUCUGGGCGUGGAACCUGCCCUUCAUCGGGUCGAUGGGCCGCGCGGCGGAAGCGAUCGCCGAGCUCGAGGCGGAAUACGCGGGGGCGUGGCACGGCAAGAUCGCCAAGGCGGUGUGGCGCGGGACCAUGUGGUUCAACAGCGUGCACAGCCCGCGCAUGCGGCAGAACCUGGUGAAGGAGGCGCGGGGCAAGCCGUGGGCGGAUGUUGAGCCGCUCGAGUGGACCAGCAACGGCGGUGGCAAGGGGGCCGCCAAGACGGCUAGCAAUGCGCUCCCGAUCGAGGGCUUCUGCCGGUACAAGUACAUCAUACACACCGAGGGCAUCGCGUACAGCGGGCGGUUUCAGUUCCUGCAGAUGUGUGCCAGCGUCGUGCUCACCCCGCCGAUCCAGUGGAUGCAGCAUGUGACGCACCUCGCGAGGCCGCUGUUCUCGAGCGAUUUGGAUCUCAAGCGGGGUGGCAGUGGGAAGAGCUGGACGCCAACGGAGAAGGUUAAAAGGGCGUGGCCAAUGGGAUAUAAACCCGAAGAGGCGAAUAUCGUGUUUGUCGCGCCAGACUGGUCAGAUUUGGGCGAAACAGUGGCCUGGUUGGAGGAGCACCCUGAAAUCGCCGAAGGGAUCGCGAGAAGGCAGAGGGAUAUGUUUGUCGGUGGUGGGUAUUUCAGCCCCGCUGCUGAGACGUGCUACUGGCGAGCUAUGGUGAGAGGGUGGGCGAAAAUGGCGCGGACCGAGGGUCAGGGAUGGGAGGAUACCGAGGGGAUCACAUUUGAGGCGUUUAGCCUGACAAACACCACCUAA